Messenger RNA from Anarrhichthys ocellatus (wolf-eel), 1903 nucleotides. Its product is annotated as protocadherin beta-16-like. The annotation marks the transcript as partial. Gene Ontology annotation, molecular function: calcium ion binding. Gene Ontology annotation, biological process: homophilic cell-cell adhesion. The transcript has a single exon. Gene Ontology annotation, cellular component: plasma membrane. NCBI's taxonomy places the organism in Eukaryota, Metazoa, Chordata, Actinopteri, Perciformes, Anarhichadidae. The record is from RefSeq and is a predicted model, not a curated record.
GAGAAGAGCAUCCUGGAUGAACCAGACUCUCCUUUAGAGGUUAGAAUUUGCUAGCUAUCGAAGUCACUCUCUAAAUCCCUUUCCUCUUAUCUUCAGCACCUUGGAGAGCAACAUGGUUUACAUAUUCAAAACCAUUUUUUUUUUCAAGUUACAUUUCCAUUGUCUCUUAGAAUAAGUAUUACAUUUUCAUACAAUCUGUUUUUUCCAAACAUAUACAUCUCAUGUUCCCCAUUUAUUCGCCAUUGUAUUUAGCAAUUCUAUACUGUAUAGUACCAAAUAAUAUUGGCGAGUUACAAAAGAAGUCUUCUUUUUUCCUUUGCUUUUUUUGAUUCUUUACCAGGCUUAUCAGUUUGUUUUGCACUUUUCAAAUGCAAUUUUGCUUUGUGAACUCAGAGUGCCGCUGUUGGCCAUGUCUGUAUUAUAUUUACCGCAGACUCAUUGUACCUCCCACCGUGUCUUUAUUUUAAGAGCGAGAAAGAAACAAGCAAAGCACACGGUCUGGACUUUACCGAAGAUACAGGGAUUUUUAACACAUUGGGAAUAUGCUUUGAAAACCGGCGUUGACUGAAAAAGAUCGCAGUGCAAAACCCCCAAAGCCAUAGCAUACUUGUUUUACACUGGAAUAACGUCGGCCAGAACAAUGAGAGGGCAAGUACUGUCGUGUUUCUUGGUCCUUUCCCUCAGCUUGGUGCUCGGACAGGUCAGCUACUCCAUCCCCGAGGAAAUGCCAAAAGGUUCUCUUGUAGGCAACAUGGCGAGGGAUUUUGGCUUGGAUGUUAAACGACUAAAAUGGGGUAAAGCUCGCAUUUUUACUCGAGACAGUGACGGGUAUAUUGAGCUGAAUAACGAAAGAGGAGUCCUCCUCAUCAAAGAUAGGAUAGACAGAGAGGCGCUCUGUGGACAAACGACGCCCUGUGCUCUACACUUUCAGAUUAUAUUAGAGAAUCCGAUGGAAUUUUACAGUGUAACCAUUGAAAUCACAGAUGUUAAUGAUAACUCUCCAUCCUUUGAAAAGAACGAUGUCAAAUUUAAAAUUAGUGAAUCCGCUGUGAGUGGGGCUAAAUUCAUAUUAGAUCGCGCAAUUGAUUCAGAUGUAGGCUCAAAUGGGUUGCAAACGUAUAGACUUGAACCGAGAGACAAUUUUGUUGUUAAAUUACAUGAUCAAGCAGAUGGAACGAAAAACGUCGAAAUGGUCUUAGAGAAACCUCUUGACAGAGAAAAGAAUGAAGACCUUUCUUUAAUUCUGACGGCGGUGGAUGGAGGAGAGCCGCAGAUGACAGGAACAAUGCAGAUUAUAAUCACUGUUUUAGACGUGAAUGACAAUGCCCCUGUUUUUACGCAACCUAUUUAUAAAGCGUCUAUAAAAGAAAAUGCACCAGUAGGAACAGUUGUAGUGACAGUUACUGCAACAGAUGCAGAUCAUGGAUCUAAUGGAAGAAUAACGUAUUCAAUUUCGAGUAUUUUAGAUCAUGCCCGUGGUUUAUUUGAAGUAAAUGAUGAAAGUGGUGAAAUUCGGCUAAAAGGAAAUGUUGACUAUGAAAAAGCUCGAACAUUUCAGAUAAACAUCCGGGCUAGUGAUGAUGGAGGACUAGUUGACUCAUGUAAAGUGGUAAUCGACGUGAUUGACAUGAAUGACAAUAAACCCGAUAUCCAUAUAAUGUCAAAAUCAAACGUGAUAUCAGAAGAUGCCAAACUCGGUACUGUUGUGACAAUGAUAAAUAUUGAGGACGCAGACUCCGGUGAAAAUGGUAGGGUUCAAUGCAGUAUAAAUGACAAUAUUCCUUUUGUGAUGAAGUCUACAACCAAUGAUUUCUACAGUUUGAUUACAGAUAGUGGUUUAGACAGAGAGACAGCGUCUGAAUAUAAUAUAACUGUGACCUGCUCUGAUGAGGGAGUGCCCUCC